Leguminivora glycinivorella is the source of this 4520-nucleotide messenger RNA. Its product is annotated as G protein-activated inward rectifier potassium channel 3-like. The record is from RefSeq and is a predicted model, not a curated record. Gene Ontology annotation, molecular function: inward rectifier potassium channel activity. Gene Ontology annotation, biological process: regulation of monoatomic ion transmembrane transport; potassium ion import across plasma membrane. The transcript is spliced from 4 exons. Bases 361 to 1938 code for a protein of 525 amino acids. Lineage: Eukaryota; Metazoa; Arthropoda; Insecta; Lepidoptera; Tortricidae. Gene Ontology annotation, cellular component: plasma membrane.
AGGUACCGGCGGACUCCGCACGCAUUGCCAGUCCACAGUAUCCUGGCGAUCUGAACGCUCGCCAAAAACCGGUACGAUGGUGCAGCCCUAGUGAAUUCAGCCACGCACAAAAAUUAAAAACAAUCUGUUCCUUUUUCAAAACGGGAAGUGUUCGAAAUCCCGCGAGGAAGUUUAAAAAUAAAAGGUUCUUUUUUCAAACGAGAAUGGCAAUAGUUUGAUAUAUUUUGAAGCUGCGUGAUUUCUGAAGAGAAUUUGUGUCCUUUAUGUUGAUGAAGUUGGCUCAGCUCUACCCACAAUGAAACGCAACAUGAAGAAACACACGACUGCCAAGACGAUAUUGUGACAGCAACAGACAACACCAUGGCAGAACCCGGUGCCUACGAAAUGGAGAUCCGCACCGAGGAGAAACCUAAACCGACAGCCGGGAAGAUCUUCUACAACCCUGGAGUGAUUGAAGAAGAGACGGAUGAAACCAGCGUGUUUGAUAGCUCGAUGGUGGAGUCUCCAAUGCUGUCCGGGUUUAGAGGCAGUGGGUUCCUCAGGCCGCCGCUGACGCUGCAUGUUUCGAACAGUCUACACAGGAUCCCGACGUACAGCAGCUCUAUUGGACAGAGCACUGUUUAUAGGCAGGACACUUGCAGGAGCCGGUCACACCGUCACGGAGCCACGCGGAGGACGAGGCGGCGCGCCAUUCUCAAAAAUGGAGAGUGCAACAUCCUCAAGUCGAAGAUCUCGCAGCGGCGACUGCGAUUCCUGCAAGAUAUGUUCACCACCUUAGUUGACGCGCAGUGGCGAUGGACCUUACUCGUCUUCACACUAUCCUUCAUCCUCUCCUGGCUCGGAUUCGCGUUGAUCUGGUGGCUAAUUGCAUUCACACACGGAGACUUAGAAGAAAACCACCUCCCGCCUAACCAAGAAAGCUCUGACUGGAAACCGUGUGUGUUCAACAUUUAUGAUUUCACUUCGUGCUUCCUAUUCAGUAUUGAAACACAACAUACUAUUGGCUACGGUUCUCGUACGACCACCGAAGAGUGCCCGGAAGCGAUAUUUAUUAUGUGCCUUCAAAGUAUCGUCGGUGUUAUGAUCCAAGCUUUCAUGGUCGGUAUCGUGUUUGCUAAAAUGACGCGACCGAAGCACAGGACGCAGACUCUUCUGUUCUCGAAAUACGCGGUCGUGUGUCAGAGAGAUGGUGAAUUAUGCUUAAUGUUCAGAGUGGGUGAUCUCAGGAAGUCACACAUUAUCGGUGCAAGUGUGAGAGCGCAACUUAUUCGCUCAAGAACGACUAAGGAGGGUGAAGUGUUGUCUCACUAUCAAACGGAAUUGGAAUUGAACGCGGACGGAUGCGACAGUAAUCUCUUCUUUAUCUGGCCUAUCACGAUGGUUCACAGAAUAAACGCUGAGAGUCCGUUUUACGGUGUGUCUGCAGCGGACGUGUUGCAGGAAAGAUUCGAAAUAGUAGUUAUUUUAGAAGGUACGAUUGAAUCGACGGGGCAGACGACUCAAGCCCGCUCCAGCUACACGACGAGUGAGAUUAUGUGGGGGCACCGGUUCGCUCCACUGGUGACGUACAACCGCGAGCGGCAGGGCUACGAGGUGGACUACUCCAAGUUCGAGGAGACGACGCAGGUGGACACCCCGCUGUGCUCCGCCAAGGAGCUGGACGAGUUCUACGGCAGCCAGACUGAUCGCCGAUCUAUCGGCUACAGCUCCCCUCUCCCUGAUGAGGUCAUAUACCGAAGCUCCCUCAAGUCAUCUCCCCUUGGCAUCGCCGACAGGCUGGUGGCCGAAGCGAUCAGACGGUCCAGCCUGACGCACCGGCCCUCGAUAGUCAAGUACCCACCAGACUUCUUCAAUGGGUCCGCUGAACCAUCCUCGUCGUCCAGCGAAGAGGAACAGACUAAGAAAAAACGGCAGUCGAAGAGGACUAGCAAUUGUUGAUGAAAACUUCAUAGAAACUGAGUCAAAAGGCGUCAAAAAUAAUAUACAGACUGUCAAGCAACUUCUGUCAGUAGAAAAAGCGGCAAAUAAAAAAUAGCGAAUAAUUAUCGUUCAAAAAAAUGCAUAUCGCGCUGUUUUCUACUGAUAAAACUAUAUCUGAAAAUAAAAUGGUUUGGUUUAGUAUUCUAUGUUUUAAGUGGCGCCAUCUGUUGUCGAGUAGCAAAAUAUGCUCUGCUAUUAUAGUUUGCUAGUAAGCGCCAUCUAUUGAGGCGUCACGAAAUAAUCUUAAACUUAUGUUUAUGAUUGUAUAGUAUUUAAACAAACCGGGCAACUGCAGAUGUAUUUUAAUACCAAUCAAAGAGGAUCGAGUAUUAUAGAGAGUUACUGUCGAAGUAAAAUGUGUAAUCAUAGUGCAUAGACUGCCAUCUCUUGACACAGGCUUGAAACUUUUGAACCUUAGUUUUGACAAUUUGGCCCAUAUUCUUAGCUUGAUAUGUUUUAAAAUGUCAAAUAUUAAUUACUAGCGCCACCUAGCUGAGCGUACCCCAAAGGUAUAGUGCCAUCUAGUUCACCGUACCAUUUUCUGUAUGGUACUGAGGUACGUUUUUUUCUUAGACUUUAUCUGUCUAUACGGAGUUAUAUAUGUCUUUGAUACCAAUAGAUUCAUGGCUAUUAACAUAAUACAGUCCUAUUUUGUUCUUCAGCAAAAUAUGAUAAUUAUUACGAGCAUGUUUCACAGUUGGAUGGAAAUCUUAGUUAUGGCACAGAGUACUUUGUGGUUAUGGUUAGCUUGAAGUACGUACAUGAUUUACUUUUUAACCCUAGGGCAGAAAAAUUCCAGAAAUUAGUCAAAUUUGAAUUCUGUCAAAUUGUCAAAUAAAGUCUAAACUAUGGUGGUGAAUAUAUGCCCCCUGGCCUAGCAAACUCGUUCAUGGAAACUUGAAACUAACCUAAAGUAUGACGUAUUUUAAAAAUGUGACAUCGUUUGGCGACAAAUCCCCAAUAUGUCGCAUGUCAAGUACUCGUGCCUCGUACCUCGUGGCAUCUAAGGCACGAAUUUUCGUCGACGUUACAAAGUCUUGAUAAAAAAAGGGAGAAAAUAUUAACUUUUUUUAAACUAUUGAGGAUGUAAAUAAAAUACAAGUGUUCUUUUCUGUAUAUAAUACCUUUCUAUUCUGAUAAACACUAGGUAUCAGGUUAAGUAAGGCAAUACAAAUUCAAGCGUAAAAACAGCGCCCGCGCUGUGGUAGGCCCCUGUGUCUCAUAGACAAUAGAAUAUUAUUUAGGCAACAUUAAAUGUAUGCUUUAUAUUAAAUUUUAUCUUUAUUUUUGGCAUCGUAGAUACGAUUAUAGUAUUAAGUUAUUCUAUCGCCUCAACAACAGUCCAUAUAAAAAUAUAAUAGUGAUAUUUAUUAUGGAUUCAUAUAUAUGUUUAUAACUAGAAAUGAUAGAACUAGGAGGGGCAAUGACACUUUUAAAUUUCUACCUUUAGUUACUUUAAAAGCAGAGGCACAUUGUGAAAUAAAGAGCACUUGCUCCACCUAAUUUUAGCAUUUUUUAACAUCUAUAUUUUAUAAAUAUUAUAAAAAUCGUCCAAAUGGCAAUACAAAAGCAGUAUAUUUCACUAGCAAAUAUAUAACAGACUCGUACUUUGUACGAAAAUACCGAUUAUUGAUAAGUUUUUAUCACACUUCAUGUUCGAUUCCUUAAUUACUUACGCAAACCAUACAGUAAUAAAUAACAAUAAUAAAAUAAUAAAGAGUGUUUCGUACAUAAAACUGAAAACUAGGUUUUUUAUAGAUUCCUAGAUGGCGCCGUAUGUACAUGUACAGUAAGUUGCAAAAUUGCAUGGAUAAAUUAUGAAAUAAUUCAUUGAUAAAUUCGCCAUGCAAUUUUGCACCUCACUAUACAAUUUAAUUAUCUAAGUACUUGUAGUUAAAUUAAUUCUUACAUUAAAAUAACUUUUCACAAAGUAUCUACACGCGUUACCUACGUACAUGUUUGUCGCAUGUUUUUAUAACAUGAAUUCAGUGAUUUACACUCUUUAUUAAUUUACUAUUAUAGAGGUCAAUUCAAACUUAAAUACGAUUACUGACUGACUUAAUGAUUUCAUUUUGAUAUCGGAUUUGUAUCUUGUUUGAAAUAGCCUCCAGAUUAAACAUUACUGUGUACAAUAUCCUCAUAUUUACAUAAUGCUAAUACACUGAAUUGUCCAUUAUUUUCUCACCAAUGUUUAAGUAAAUUUAUAUUAUUUUAAGAUAUACAUCUAGUGAAUAUGACCGCUUAAGUACCUAUUUAUGAAUUGUAUUCAAUAUUAUAAUUGCCAAUAACAUUAUAUGAAGACUUCAAAUACAUAAUAAAAACAAAUAAACUUAUCUAACAUUAACUACAAUGUUUUAUUUCACUGUGUAAUGAUUAUGAAUGAACAGGGGCCACUGAUUUGUGCUAAUCAGACUUUAAAUUGAACGUAACAGUUACUCUUGACAACCCAAACCUGAGAAUGUAAAUAAAAUAUAUUUUUCAUGAAUAGUAGCUUAGAGGUUUUUUAUGGAAAUUAACGCAUUAGAUCCGCGUAUAUAGUG